Messenger RNA from Anopheles stephensi (Asian malaria mosquito), 2496 nucleotides. Its product is annotated as N-acetylgalactosaminyltransferase 6-like. The coding region runs from base 249 to 2099 and encodes 616 amino acids. NCBI's taxonomy places the organism in Eukaryota, Metazoa, Arthropoda, Insecta, Diptera, Culicidae. The transcript has 5 exons. Gene Ontology annotation, cellular component: Golgi apparatus. The record is from RefSeq and is a predicted model, not a curated record.
CAGCUCGAGUUGGCGCGGUUGGCGUCAGUUUUUAUCGGUGCCUUUCGUUGGGCGGACGUGUUUCGGAGACGAUUUGUGGCGGAUAGUGUUAGCUUUUUUUGUUGUUGUUGUAUUGCGUGUGUACAGACAAUCGUGAGCGUUGAAAUAUCGGAAAGAUGUGAAAAUAAAUAAGUGACACGAAAGGGGCGCAUUAUAGGGUGUCUCGAGCACGUGGAACAGCGGCAUCCCCGAGAUCUAAACCGAUCACCAUGCGCGUUCCAAGAUUUUUACGACAGUUUAAGCGUUCCUCACACCGAAAGCCCCUGUUCGGUGAGUUGAUCGUGAAGCUACUGUUCAUCGUUUGCUGCAUUAUAAUCACGGUGCUGCUGAUCAUUCACAAGUACGACAAUUUGGAUAACUUCAAGCGUACGCUCUACUACCGCUACACCGACGAUGGUGAUGAGUUCUUUGCGUUGCCUCGCAACAUCGGCGGCGAAAAGAUGGACUGGCAUAAUUAUGAACUGAUGGAGGAAGAGCGGAAGCGGGUGGGACCGGGUGAGCAGGGCCGCCCGUACAAGCUGACGAGCGAAAGAGAUAUCGCACUCAACGAUAAGUUGUUCAAGGAGAACGGAUAUUCGGCGGUCGUUAGUGACAUGAUCGCGCUUAAUCGCUCGGUACCGGACAUACGGCAUCCGAAUUGCCGCACAAAGGAAUAUCUGAAGGAACUUCCAACGGUUAGUGUGAUCAUCAUCUUCUACAACGAACACUGGAGUGCUCUGCUGCGGACGGUGUACAGCGUGCUGAAUCGAUCGCCACCAGCGCUGCUGAAGGAGAUCAUACUGGUCAACGAUCACAGUACGAAACCGUUCCUUUGGACGCCGCUGCGAGAGUUCGUGGAAUCGGAGCUGAGCCCAAAGGUGCGGCUAGUGGAUCUACCGGAGCGGUCCGGAUUGAUUGUCGCUCGGAUGGCUGGAGCUCGGGAAGCACGGGGCGAUGUGCUGAUCGUGCUGGAUUCUCAUACAGAAGUCAACACUAACUGGCUUCCUCCACUGUUGGAACCCAUCGCGGAAGACUACCGUACCUGCGUCUGUCCCUUCAUCGAUGUGAUCGCACACGACACGUUCCAGUACCGCUCACAGGACGAGGGCAAACGUGGCGCGUUCGAUUGGAAGUUUUACUACAAACGAUUGCCACUGCUGCCCGGUGAUCUUGACGAUCCGACCAAACCCUUCAACAGUCCGGUAAUGGCGGGCGGACUGUUCGCUAUCAGUGCCAAAUUCUUCUGGGAGCUCGGUGGAUACGAUGAGGGCCUAGACAUCUGGGGCGGUGAGCAGUACGAGCUGAGCUUCAAAAUCUGGCAGUGUGGAGGACGGCUGGUCGAUGCACCCUGUUCCCGGGUCGGGCACGUCUACCGUGGGUACGCACCGUUCGGCAAUCCACGGGGCGUUAACUUUGUGGUGCGCAACUUCAAGCGCGUCGCCGAGGUGUGGAUGGAUGAGUACAGCCAGUUUCUGUACGAGCGUAAUCCACAGUUUGCCAAGACGGAUCCGGGUGAUUUAGCUAGCCAGCGGGAGCUACGCGACCGAUUGCAGUGCAAACCGUUCAAAUGGUUCCUGGAGGUGGUAGCGCCGGAUUUACUCGUACGCUAUCCACCCCGCGACCCACAACCGUUCGCAUCCGGCCGGGUGCAGAGUAUGGCCAAUCCGAAGCUUUGCCUAGACUCGCUGAACCAUCAGGCGAAGGAACCGAUCGGACUGUACGCGUGUGCCGCAAACAAAACUCACCCACAGAACAAUCAGUUCUUUACGCUGUCUUACCAUCGGGACAUACGAGUGCGUAGCAACGAUAAGUGUUUGGAUGCGUCCAAGCUGGGCGAUGAGAUUGUGCUGUUUAGCUGCCACGAGUCUCAGGGCAAUCAAAUGUGGCGCUAUGAUUAUGAAUCGAACAUGAUCAUCCACGGUAAGGACCAUCUUGGGCGAUGCCUUGAAGCGGAUCUCUCCACCAACAAGUUGUUCCUCAGAAGCUGUGAUAAAGAGAAAUCGUCUCAGAGGUGGAGCUGGGGCUACAUCAACUUUGUACACCUGCAGAAUUGGGAUGUUUAUGGAGCUAAGUUUUUAUAGUGAGAGUUACGAGCAUGCCACUUGUUGCAUUACUUGAGUGCCUUGAAAGAGAAAAAACGAGGGACAUGUGCCAAAAUGAAAUGGCCGAAUUGUGAAGUAUUUUGGUUAAUCAAAUCCAUUUUAGUGUUUGUGUGAGUGUAAGUGUCUCAGUGAUUGAUAGCACAUUGAACAGUCUUAUUGUACCAUAUGUUUGUAAAAUUUAAAUUAAACAUUUAAUUCAUCACAAUUACUUAUGUAUAUAAUUUCGAUUGUUUUAGAAAAUACCCCAAUUUAAUUAGGAAAUAGAAUUAAAAUUAAAUUAGGUUAAACUAAUUGCAAUCUAUCAUGAAACUCCUAUCGAUUUGCCAUAGCCAUUAAUUAUGAUAAAUAAAAAUAUAAUUGCUGUAAAUUGUAUGAC